GCCCCGCGCUCUCCUCCGCCAGAAGCGGAAGCGGUGCCACCGCGUGCGUCCGGCAGCGGCCAGGCCUUCCCGUCCGGUGCGGUGCGGUGCGGUGCGGUCCCGCCAUGGCGGUGCGCGCCUCCUUCGAGAACAACAACGAGCUGGGCUGCUUCGCCAAGCUCACCAACGCGUACUGCCUCGUGGCCAUCGGCGGCUCCGAGAACUUCUACAGCGUGUUCGAGGGGGAGCUGUUCGGCACCAUCCCGGUGGUUCACGCGUCCAUCGCCGGCUGCCGCAUCAUCGGCAGGAUGUGUGUGGGAAACAGACAUGGACUGUUGGUCCCAAGCAGUACGACAGACCAAGAGCUUCAGCAUAUCCGCAAUAGUCUUCCAGAUUCUGUACGAAUUCAGCGAGUAGAAGAGCGUCUCUCGGCGCUGGGCAACGUCACUACCUGCAAUGACUACGUAGCCCUCGUUCACCCGGAUCUGGACAGGGAGACAGAAGAGAUCUUGGCCGACGUACUGAAGGUUGAGGUUUUCAGACAAACGGUUGCAGAUCAGGUGCUGGUAGGAAGUUACUGUGUUUUUAGUAACCAAGGAGGAAUUGUGCACCCCAAAACUUCAAUUGAUGAUCAGGAUGAACUGUCUUCGUUGCUCCAGGUCCCCCUCGUGGCGGGGACGGUGAACCGCGGCAGCGAGGUCAUCGCGGCAGGAAUGGUUGUCAACGACUGGUGCGCGUUCUGCGGGCUGGACACCACCAGCACCGAGCUCUCCGUCAUCGAGAGCAUCUUCCGGCUCAACGAAGCUCAGCCAAGUACAAUCGCUACCAACAUGAGAGAUUCCUUGAUUGACAGCUUGACAUGAGCACUGUGGGUUCCUGCUUUCCAGAAAGCUCCUGAGGAGUGAAGCGUCGAGCUGCACUCUGGAUCACAGACACCUGGACCUUCUGAAGUUGUUUCUGCAGGCCUAGCCACAGAAGAGGCUACAAACCCAACUUUUUGUAGUUUUGUAAAUUAAGUAUUACUACAAAACCUGGCAAAUAACAUGCAUAAGUUACAAAUAAGGAAUACUCUCCAUCCCUUUGCUGACAUUUUCCAGUUCUUCAGCUGCGCUUUCUUGUUCUGUGAUGCUGGGUGAGCCCCUCAAAUCAGCCCACAAUAUUUACUCUUGCGGCUCUUGGUUGUUGAUCACUAGGGAUUAUUUUGCGUUAAAUUAUGCAUCGGUGUUGUGCACAGCAAUCUGUUCAGCACGUACACGGCACUGCCCUCUCCUUCCACGCUUCUGCUGAAGAGUGGUGUUUCUGCUGUAGAUAGACCUAAGAGCCCCUUGUAUCUCCAGCACCAAAAAUACAGUAGUUUACUUGCCACCAAUUGAUUUGGACGCCAUCGCCCACUCUCCUGCCCUGACUUGCAGCUGUUUCCACAGGACUGGUGGUUCUGCAGGGAUCAGCGCUGGUUAAAACUGGAGUUUCUCAGAGUCAGCGCGCGGUUUCUGUCACCACGAGGUGUGACUGCCCCCGGAGCAGCCCUGUUUCAUUUGUCCACGUGUGCCUGGUGGCACCUCUGCUGCUCCUGGGGCAUCCACGAGAGUGAGCCCAGCAAAGCAGGUUAAUCCCAGCAGGCUUAAGCAUCUUCUGCUGGAGUUACCCAGCAAAUCAAAAAAGAUUGAAACCACCUCGAGUUAUCUUGGAGACAAAGGUUAAGUCACACGGUUGUAACUGGGUACUCCAUUCAGUUGGAUGUUACAGGUUUGGGAGGUUGCUAAUGAAGAGCUCUGCCCUCAUCAGGGAGCAGUGAUGACAGAAAGGAGCUGUACAUCUAUCUGGCUUUCAGGUGGAAGAUGGUAGUUUAAACUGAGCUGUUGCUCACUGAUCUCUUGGUGCGGUUGCUUCUUGGUGCGGUUGCUUCUUGCCCAUUGAAGGCAGAGAAACGCCUCCCAUUCCCACACUGCGGGCGUGUGGAAGCUCCUCGCUGCUGCCGCGCGGCCGUGGUGCCCUCAGUGCUGUCCUGAAGCGCGCACAGCUCUUUGGCCCUGGCGCUUCAGGCUUUGUAGAAAAUUGAGCAAACUUCCAUUUCUUACAGUCUGCAUGUUAAGGGGAGGAUUUGUAAGUCUGGGUUGAUUAAAGGUUGCUCCUUUUAAGUAAAGAUUGCUACAGGAUCUUCUGUGCUGGCAGCGGUCCUGCCGCCUGGGCUGUCUAGAACAGGGGCGCCACUCCAGACAACUCAGUGUCCUCCUGCCCGCAGGAAGCCCGUGAGCAGCUCGUGGAUCCUGCAGCCAACGCUUGGUGGUGGUGACGGCCCCUCCGAGAUGCCGAACGGCCUCCCUGGGCGCUGACUCUGUGUCUCCACGUAUUGCAGCGUUCAGAGCGAGAAGCUGCGUUCCUUUCGCCACAUCAUAGGGUUCUGAGUCCUACCACUGCUAUCGGUGUUAGCGUGUUAUCCAGUGAAAAAUUAAGGCUGAAACUCUUUUUAUUCCAGUUGAUAGGCAGGAAUCGUGGUUUAUAUCGGUGACCUUGGGCUGUGUGCCAUGUUAAAAAUUGCUUAAAGGUGAACAAGCAAAAUAAUCCAGACUUUGUGUAAUCCAGAUCCUUACACGGGAGCUUGGGAACUGGAAGGUGAUACCUAUUGUAAACAAGGGGCUGUGGGAAUGCUGAACUAGUAAGGUGGACCUAUGUACAAGGGGAACAGGAACUCUAAUAAAGAACAGGAAUAUGUGAUAUCA
Molecule: messenger RNA, 2699 nt
Organism: Columba livia (rock pigeon)
Lineage: Eukaryota; Metazoa; Chordata; Aves; Columbiformes; Columbidae
Gene: EIF6
Product: eukaryotic translation initiation factor 6
Exons: 6
Coding region: 105-842 (245 amino acids)
Biological process (GO): ribosomal subunit export from nucleus; cytosolic ribosome assembly; assembly of large subunit precursor of preribosome
Cellular component (GO): nucleolus; cytosol; preribosome, large subunit precursor
Molecular function (GO): ribosomal large subunit binding
Source: RefSeq, a predicted model, not a curated record